Oncorhynchus keta (chum salmon) is the source of this 5670-nucleotide messenger RNA. RefSeq names its product ankyrin repeat domain-containing protein 13B. Gene Ontology annotation, cellular component: cytoplasm. The coding region runs from base 360 to 2288 and encodes 642 amino acids. Gene Ontology annotation, molecular function: protein binding. The transcript is spliced from 15 exons. NCBI's taxonomy places the organism in Eukaryota, Metazoa, Chordata, Actinopteri, Salmoniformes, Salmonidae. The record is from RefSeq and is a predicted model, not a curated record.
GAGCGGAGAAUAGAUGCGCGACUGCCUCGCUAGUUUAUUCAAGGAGGAAGAUAAAGGUAUGAGAGGGGCAGGGCAUGGAGAACAGAAGUAGGCUAGAUUAAAUACAAGUAAGGGUUCUCUUGGUGAUUCUUAGAUCUAGGACUGUUUAUUGACGAGUGUGUAUCAUAACCAACUGACUGCAAGGGAAAUCAUAUACACGUUUUAUUCAUACUAUCAUUAUAAUGCGGAAGGCAUGUCUUGUAAAGUGACAUGUCACGACAGAGCGAUAAUAUCAGCGUAGUCGGUCAAUAGCGAAGUAUUAAGUGAUAGGCUUAUACGGAACAAAAUAAACAGAGGAGAAGGCGAACUAUGAACCGAAGAUGAUUUCUGCUAAGAAAACUCCGGAAAAGAGUCGUUAUCCUAUUCACGAUAUGGUGUGGCACAACAAACAUCGGAAGCUGGAGAAAGCGCUAUCCGCGAACGAGCAGGUGGAUGUGGAGACCCUGGACCCCCGGGGUCGGACCCCCCUCCACCUGGCUGUCACUCUGGGUCACCUGGACUGUGCCCGCCUGCUCCUCCAACAUGGUGCCGACGUCAGCAAGGAGAACCGCAACGGAUGGACGGUGCUCCAGGAAGCAGUCAGCACACGAGACCCAGAGCUGGUGCGUCUAGUUCUGCAUUACCGUGACUACCAGCGGACCACUAAGAGACUGGCGGGAAUCCCUGUCCUCCUGGAGAGACUGCACCAGGCUCAGGACUUUUACGUGGAGAUGAAAUGGGAGUUUACUAGCUGGGUGCCGCUGGUGUCUCGUAUCUGUCCCAGUGACACGUACCGCGUGUGGAAGAGUGGCCAGUGUCUGCGUGUAGACACCACUCUCAUGGGCUUUGAUCAGAUGACCUGGCAGAGAGGAAACCGAAGCUUCAUCUUCCGGGGUCAAGACUCCAGUGCAGUGGUGAUGGAGGUGGACCACGACAGACAGCUGGUGUUCUGUGAGACCCUGUGUGUGUCUUCUCUGACGUCUCCCUCGCCUCAGCGGGGCACUACCGGCCUGGGCCUCCUGGGGGCACUACUGCCCAGCGAGGAGCAGGUGGCAGCCCGCCUCUCCGCCCCCGUGGUCACCACCCAGCUAGACACCAAAAACAUCACCUUUGAGAGGAAUAAGACUGGCAUCCUUGGCUGGCGCAGUGAGAAGACAGAGAUGGUGAACGGGUACGAGGCUAAGGUGUACGGCGCCUCCAAUGUGGAACUGAUCACUCGAACCCGAACGGACCAUCUCAGUGAGCCACUCAAGGCGAAGCCCAAAGGCGGUAAGACGCCCCUUCAGAACUUCCUAGGGAUCGCCGAGCAACACGUGGGGCCCAACAAUGGGGCCCUAGUGACUCAGAUGUCAAGUCCUGCCGUGACCAACCCCACAGCCCUGACACCCGAGGAGUACUUCAAUCCCAACCUGCCCCUGGGCACCCGGGAUAUUGGCCACCCCUGUCAACUCACCACCAAGACUCAGAGGUUCAAGGCUAAGCUGUGGCUGUGUGAGUCCCAUCCUCUGUCCUUAGAGGAGCAGGUGGCGCCCAUCAUUGACCUCAUGGCCAUCUCCAACGCCCUCUUCGCCAAGCUCAGGGACUUCAUUACCCUGCGACUGCCCCCCGGCUUCCCUGUCAAGAUCGAAAUUCCCAUCUAUCACAUCCUGAAUGCCCGGAUCACCUUUGGGAACCUGAACGGGUGUGAGGAGGGGUCUGUGACGGGGCCGGACCGGGUGGAGGGGGAGGUGGACGGACAGAAGGACAGCAGCCCCAGGACUGACACAGACACCCCCUCCCCAGGCAGCGACUCUUCUAGUGUCUCCAGCUCCAGCUCCACGACAUCGUGUCGUGGAGGGGAGAUCCCCCCGUGUGUGUUCGAGCCCCCUCAGGGUUACACUGUGCUGGGAGGCAACCAGAGGGCAAACAACAUGCGUGGUGAUGAGGAGGAGGACCUGCUGCAGUUUGCCAUCCAACAGAGUCUGCUGGAGGCUGGCUCUGAGUACGACCAGGUGACUAUCUGGGAGGCGCUGACCAACAGCAAGCCCAGCACACGUACUCUUCCCUGUGACCCCAGUCGCUUGCAAAGGACUCCUCAGCACAAGCCUUGCCCUCCAGCCAGCCUCUGUAACACACCCACCAAGAAGCCCCCCGCAGCCUGCAGCUACGACCAGCAGCUCCGCCUGGCCAUGGAGCUGUCGGCACGGGAGCAGGCAGAGGCCGAGCUACGGCGACGGCAAGAGGAGGAGGAGCUGCAGCGGACCAUCCAGCUGUCACUCAUGGAGAAAUGAGAGCCUGAAUGGCCAGAUGGGCUGUAGGAGGUAUGGGAAAGGAGGAGAAGGAGGAGGUGCAGAGAAGGUCGUCAAUAGGAGCACCCUACUCCUGGCUGUGACAGCCUUGCUCCUCCGACCGUCCCAUAUCCCCUUUCCCACUGCGCUCCUUCAAUAAGAGCCUGUCUGUGUGGCACAACAGGGCUCUACAGUGCUGAUACAGCUACAGUACAGACUCACUACUCUCUGGUGCCACUCUGCACUCGCAGUCAGUGCAAGUUUACAACAAGAAACAAGAAGAAACACUUUUAUGGAAUGCUACAUUGACCGACCACAUCAGUGGUGCUAGGGUAAUACAAAUUGUGUUUGUGUGUGAAGGCCAUGCGUUAAUAAACAGUCCUGUGAUUGGGGGAUAGGGUUUGUGUCCACUUCACAGACCUGGGUCUUAUUCAUUAGUCACCAAAUGAAAGAAAAUGUAAUGAAACAGGGACGGACUACUUGAAAUUGUCUAAUAAGAAACACUUUUCGUUUACUGUUGCAAACAAUUCUGCUAUAGUGUGCCCUAAUGAAUACUGCCCUCUGUGUGAGUGUCAGGUGGGUCAAAGGGGUGGGAUGUUGACAUACCCUAUUACUUCCUCAUUUUUUAAUAAUUGUUACACCCCCCCCCCCCCUUUGAUUUGCGCAAAAUCGAAACGUACUGUAUUUACACUGGAUGGAAUCUUGAUGACUGUUUGUGGUUCUAAUAUGUAGAUAGAAUAAAAACCCUGUAGAGUUCAUGUUAAUAUAACACUAUGACAGGAGUUCAUAUUGAUAUAACACUAUGACAGGAGUUCAUGUUAAUAUGAUAACACUAUGACAGGAGUUCAUAUUGAUAUAACACUAUGACAGGAGUUCAUAUUGAUAUAACACUAUGACAGGAGUUCAUGUUAAUAUGAUAACACUAUGACAGGAGUUCAUGUUAAUAUGAUAACACUAUGACAGGAGUUCAUAUUGAUAUAACACUAUGACAGGAGUUCAUAUUGAUAUAACACUAUGACAGGAGUUCAUGUUAAUAUGAUAACACUAUGACAGGAGUUCAUAUUGAUAUGAUAACACUAUGACAGGAGUUCAUAUUGAUAUAACACUAUGACAGGAGUUCAUGUUAAUAUGAUAACACUAUGACAGGAGUUCAUGUUAAUAUGAUAACACUAUGACAGGAGUUCAUAUUGAUAUAACACUAUGACAGGAGUUCAUGUUAAUAUGAUAACACUAUGACAGGAGUUCAUAUUGAUAUGAUAACACUAUGACAGGAGUUCAUAUUGAUAUAACACUAUGACAGGAGUUCAUAUUGAUAUAACACUAUGACAGGAGUUCAUGUUAAUAUGAUAACACUAUGACAGGAGUUCAUGUUAAUAUGAUAACACUAUGACAGGAGUUCAUAUUGAUAUAACACUAUGACAGGAGUUCAUGUUAAUAUGAUAACACUAUGACAGGAGUUCAUGUUAAUAUGAUAACACUAUGACAGGAGUUCAUAUUGAUAUGAUAACACUAUGACAGGAGUUCAUGUUAAUAUUAUAACACUAUGACAGGAGUUCAUGUUAAUAUGAUAACACUAUGACAGGAGUUCAUGUUAAUAUGAUAACACUAUGACAGGAGUUCAUGUUAAUAUGAUAACACUAUGACAGGAGUUCAUGUUAAUAUGAUAACACUAUGACAGGAGUUCAUAUUGAUAUGAUAACACUAUGACAGGAGUUCAUGUUAAUAUGAUAACACUAUGACAGGUGUUCAUAUUGAUAUGAUAACACUAUGACAGGAGUUCAUGUUAAUAUGAUAACACUAUGACAGGAGUUCAUGUUAACACUAUGACAGGAGUUCAUGUUAAUAUGAUAUAACCAUGACCUACACUAUAUGGCUACACAUGAAUGAAUACAUACUGAACAAAAAUAUAAACGCAACAUGCAACAAUUUCAAAGAUUUUACUGAGUUACAGUUCAUUUGAGGAAAUCAGUCAAUUCAAAUAAAUUCAGUAGGUCCUAAUCGAUGGAUUUCACAUGACUGGGAAUACAGAUGUGCAUCUAUUGGUCACAGAUACCUUAAAAAAAAGUAGGGGCAUAGAUUAAAAAACCAGUCAGUAUCUGAUGUGACCAUUUGCCUCAUGCAGCGCGACACAUCUCCUUCGCAUAGAGUUGAUCAGGCUGUUUGUCAUCUGCCCGGUACAGUUGAAACCGGGAUUGAUCCGUGAAGAGCACACUUCUCCAGCAUGCCAGUGGCCAUCGAAGGUGAACAUUUUCCCACUGAAGUCGGUUACGACCCUUGUGAGGACGACGAGCACGCCGAUGAGCUUCCCUGAGACGGUUUCUGACAGUUUGUGCAGAAAUUCUUUGGUUGUGCAAACCCACAGUUUCAUCAGCUGUCCGGGUGGUUGGUCUCCAGCCGAUCCCGCAGGUGAAGAAGCCGGAUGUGGAGGUCAAGGACUGGCAUGGUUACACGUAGUCAGCGGUUGUGAGGCCAGUUGAACAUACUACUAAAAAAAACAUGUGACAUUGGAGGCUUAUGGUAGAGUAAUACACAUUACAUUCUCUGGCAAGAGAUCUAGUGGACAUUCCUGCAGUCAACUGCACGCUCCCUGAAAACCUGAGACAUCUGUGGCAUUGUGUCAUGACAACACUGCACAUUUUAGAGUGGCUUUUUAUUGUCCUCAGCACAAGGUUUUGUAAUGAGCAUACUGUUUAAUCAGAUUCUUGAUGUGUCACAUCUGUCAGGUGGAUGGAUUAUCUUGGAGAAAUGCUCACUAACAGGGAUGCAAACAAAUUUGUUCCCAAAAUAUGAGCGAAAUAAUCUUUUUGUGCGUAUGGAACAUUUCUGGGAUCUUUUAUUUCAACUCACGAAACAUGGGACCAAUGCUUUACAUGUUGCGUUUAGAUUUUUGUUCAGUGUAGGUCCAUCUUUUUCAUGGAGGUUAUUACAGGGAGCACAUAUAUUGUAGGUUUCUGUUGUGAAGGGAGAGGUGAGACGGAGAGAAUAGGAGAUGACAUAAAUGGGGACUGGUGGAGAUUAGUUUCAUGGUGAGCUUUGUGAGUUUAUUUUACUGAAAAAAAAAGCCUCUGCACUCGAUAUGAAUGGAGCUGUGAUGUGUUUGUCUGCGUGGGGAGUGGAGUGGUACUUGUGUGACAUUUCAGCAUGGCCGACACUUGUGUGGGUGUUCAUUUCUUUGUCACAAGUUGCUUGUUUUUUUUAACUUUGAAAACAAAGAACAUUAGGACAUCAGCACAAAUUAGGAGUCUGGUUCAUACUCCUAUUUAUUGUUUAGCUUGCCAGAUUAUUAUUUUAAGUGGCAGGUUUUCACAAAGUAGGAGCUAAAGGCAAUGAAACAUUUUGUGGCGUAUGUAAGGAAGUCAAUAAAACUACUUUUUUUUGGAACGUC